AUGCUUCGUAUAGCUCCGGAUUCUAUCCCUACUGCAAUUGUACGAGGAGUGAUGAAUGGUAACGAUAAUAACGAAGACCAGCAGUUGCUACAGGAUGCUUCAACGCUAUUGAUGUUUGCCAAUGUGGCAGCCAAACAGCAGCAACAAGAGCAGCAUCACCAUCAACAACAACAUAAUCAACUACAACAACAACAACAAAACCAAAGUCCUGCUGCAAUACAGCGUCUACCGCAACUUCAUACCAAUCAGACACAAAUACAGACACAACCACAGUCACUGGCGCUGACGCUGACACAAUCUCCUACUACAAAUACGGGUCAGAUUCAAUUUCAGAACUCGUCCCAGAUUCAGGGAGGAGGUAUGAUACUUCAACGUAAUGCUCCGCUUAUGCAACAACCACAGCAGCAGCAGCAGCCACAACCGCAACAACCUCCUAUGGUUUCACCUCAAUUUUACAAACCUGUAGACCUGCUGCAGCUGCAGCCGUAUUCUGAUCACGUAAACAAUGAAUACCAGAGAAAACAGUACGAAGCUCACCCAGAGCUACAGAAAGACAGGAAAACGUCUCAGGAUAGCGAUCAUGAUCUUCCAAAGCCAUCUACUUUUAAACAUCAUCACUUGCCAUCGACUGAACCUUCAAACCAAACUACAGCUCAGUCACAGUCCAAGAGUCCUACGUCUUCAACCAUGUCUUCACCUCCUCUGCAUCUCCCUGUUCAAGGUAGUUUUGUCACUCCCAGAGGUGCUCCAUUACUGAUGGAUCACGUACCACAAGUUGCUCACAAAAGAACCAAGUCAGAGUCCGAUAGAGUCUCAUUUAAACAUCUGCCUGGUCCGGCCAACGUUGCUCUUCUGGAAAAGGACAAGAGUGGAAGUGCCAUGAUAGCAGCAGCAGCAUUGGCAGCUGCGGCAGAUAUGCCAAUGCCACUGGUCAAGGCUCAUAAUGCACCUACUAUUAAUAUACUUACGAGUGCUUCAUCUCUUCCUAAGCCUACAGCAUUGGAAGUGAAAAUGGAGCCACCAUUGGAACAGAAGAAUGUCAAGGAUCCUAUACCCAGAUCUCACCAUAUAAUGCCAUCUAUUCAUAUGUUGACCAAUCCAACAGAAUCCAAUAAAGUGUUGCUGGAAACUCGGGAGAAGGUUCUGAGUGAAAUGAGUGAAGGCAACAUUGGGUCGGCAACGGAAUCGCUCGAAACGAGCAGUCUUCAGAGCAUUGAAAUGGCUCAAGCUCCUUCUUCCCAAGCUAGUUCUGACCACAAGCAACAGCUUGAUCGACAGGACAGUAGCAAGUUGGAAGAGAAGGUACAGAGUGUUCCGCAAGCUAUAGAGAAACAAUUAGGGACAGAAAAAGGUGAACAACACCCUGAGUCAGUGUCGUCCAACACAGAAAUCACCGAGUCGAAGCCAGAGUCAAUUAGUCACGAGGAGAACACUACUUCACCUACAUCGACCAACAGAGAAAUCAAAGUAACCUUGAAGUAUGAACCAGGCCUUGAAGUUAGAAGGAAUACAGUAGGAAUUGAACCAAAGGAGAGGCAAGUUGACAACAAUGAUAAUAAUGUUACUACUACACGAAAGUACCAACCACCACCACUUGAAACUUACAAGGUGGACCCAGAUUUAGGUUUAAUUGGGUGUGUUUGUGAUAUCGAUGACGAUGACGGCUUCACUAUUCAAUGUGAUAUUUGUUUUAGAUGGCAGCAUUGUCUAUGUAUGGGAUUCAUGACCAGUGAAGAGGUGCCUGAAGAUGAGUAUAAGUGCUAUUACUGUGAUCCUAACAAAUGGGGUAAGUUCAAUGCAGAGAAAUGCCGAGCCGAGACCUUGGCACGUAUAACAAACGAGAAGAAGACCAUGGCCAACAAUGUACAAGCUACUUCUGGAGCUUCAACAGAGGAGAACACUGAAGAAAAACGUACAGAUAUGGAGGAUUUUACCAAGGAGAAGAGGAAAUCACACAAUCAAGAUAAGUUGGAAAAAAAUGAAAAGAGAAGAAAGGUUGAAGAGGGAGGAGGAGAUAAUGCGAUGGAACAAUCUGUUGGUGAAAAGCAAAUAACUCCUAGUGUACCAGAGUUACCCAAUCCGGCCAACCAGCUAUUGGACGAUGGCAUAUCAGCAGAGAACUAUCAAUCAGUAUAUUUUAAGUUGAAGUCGAAUGAUUACAAGAACAAUUCAGUUAAAGAACAUCUUGAGCAAGUAGGCACAUACUUUCAGUCAUUUGCUGCAAGUUUAACUAAAGCAGAGCAGUUGAAGUUGCCUAUUGAGAUCCAAUCAAUGGCUGGAUACAAGCAAACCAAAUUCUGCAGGAUAAUUUUACCUAAUCAGAUUCGCUAUCUUCAAAGUCACCGUGAACAUAAAGUGAAGACUUCCGGAAGUAGGAACAAAUACUCCAUUCAGGUGAAGUCUUAUAAUGAAAACCUGAAGCAAAAGUUUAAUGCUGUUUCCAAGCUUGGCCUUUUCCUUUCACUGAAUGAGAGUCACGGCCACAGCAACAAUCUGGGUCUGAGCCUGACCCUGAGUUCAAACAACAGCCCGUCUGUAGUUCCUGGAGGUACUCCUAUAAUUGAAUAUUUGGGGGAAAUCAACUUCUUUUCUAGUUAUACAGAAGAGAAGAUCAACCAAUACAAAACCUUGGGCUGUACCAAGCAAUAUGUCGUUAAAACAACGUUGAACGUUCAAAAUGAUAUGAGCGUGGACUUGGUACUUGACUCAAGGUUUGUAGGGAACGAAUCCCGGUUCAUAAGAAAAGCAUGCCCCAACUCGACCAAUUGCAAGAUUGUUCCUAUUUAUAUUCAUUCUAAGAAUCUUUUCAAGUUCAUUGUUGUUACCAAACAUGAUAUUGAGUUAACUCCAGAGACUCCUGAGGUUGAAUUAAGUUUGGAUUGGGAUUGGGACGAUUCUCAUCCGAUUCAAAGGUUUUAUAAGGACCCUUCAAUCAAGUUUGAGCAAUUGAAUGAAGAAGAUCGAAAGAAGUUGAUUAUUGGAAUUGAUAAUCUCUUGCCAUUUGUCGACUGUGGCUGUAACAAUGCCUUAGGAACGAACUAUCAGUCUCAAUGUGCUGUUUUCAAGGUGAAGAAGGCCAUUACGUUCUUAUUGCGGUCUCAAAGGAAGGCAUCACAAAUUAGCAAUAUAAACUUGAGCAAAUCUAAAGAAGAACUUUUGUUUCCUCAUAGAACAAAGGAGUACCACUCAUGGACUGAGAGAUUAGGUGAUAGAGAUAAGUUGAUCCAAAUGAAGCUUUCCGUGUCAACUUCAGACACCUUGAAUGAAUUGCAACAAGAACAGGACCAUGAACAAGAUCCAGAAGAGCAACAGCAAGAACUAGAUCCAGAAGUGAAGCAACAUGAUGACCAAAAUCCAGAAGAGAAGCAACAAUAUGAUGAGAGCAAUGAUAAAGACGAAAGCAUUAAACAGAAUAUGAACGUAAAGGGCCCCGCAAUUGCACUUGGAGCCAAUGAACAACCCCAAAUAAAAUCUUCAUAUAAAGCUUUAAUCAAACAACCAUACAAGAAGCUUCUAGUUGCCAGAACAAGAGUAAAGAUCCUGAAUGUCUACUCUACCAAACCAAGUGAGAAAGUUUUGGAGUCAACUCUUGAUGUUCCCAUUCCUGUCGUGCCUGAAGUGCAGCUACUGAUCGAGAAGCAGAUUAACGAAGAGUUGAAUAAGAAUAUAACAGAGUUGAAGCAGAUCAUCAGUCCCCAAGUGAUUGAAGCGGCCGUUGAACAACCGGCGGAGAUUGUUGUACCCAAAAUUCCUCCACAACCCACAAUUAAGAAACUUCUGUUUGCUGAUUAUAAGAAGAAGAUGAAAUAG
Messenger RNA from Lizanozyma spartinae, 3810 nucleotides. RefSeq names its product histone-binding protein (gene SET3). The transcript has 4 exons. Bases 1 to 3810 code for a protein of 1269 amino acids. Lineage: Eukaryota; Fungi; Ascomycota; Pichiomycetes; Serinales; Debaryomycetaceae. The record is from RefSeq and is a predicted model, not a curated record.